AUGGCGCACCGGGGGCCCCCGCUCGCCCCGAAGGGCCCCGGCCCCGCCGCCCGAGCCCCGAGCCCCGGGGCGCCGCCGCCGCCGCGCUCGCCGCGCUUGCGGCCGCUCCUAGUGCUGCUGCUGCUGCUGGCCGCCUGCGGGGUGGCGGGGCGCUCCCCCGAGCCCGGGCGCCUGGGUCCCCGCGCACUGCUGACCCGGGCGCCACCGAGCACGCCCGCGGGGCGCGCGCUGCCUGGCGGCGGCGAGGACACACAGGCGCACGGCGCGGAGCCCGGCGCCCCGGGUCUCGGUCCCGCUCCGGGUCCCGGCGGGGACGGCGCCCCCGCCGCGGGCCGGGGGCGCCGGACGCGGGCGGCGCCCGUGGCCGGAGCGGCUUCGCGGGCGCAGGUCUCGCUCAUCAGCACGUCGUUCGUGCUCAAGGGGGACGCGACGCACAACCAGGCGAUGGUGCACUGGACGGGCGAGAACAGCAGCGUGAUCUUGAUCCUGACGAAGUAUUACCAUGCAGACAUGGGGAAGGUUCUGGAAAGUUCUCUGUGGCGGUCCUCGGACUUCGGGACGUCCUACACCAAGCUCACGCUCCAGCCCGGUGUCACCACGGUCAUCGACAACUUCUACAUUUGCCCGACGAACAAGAGAAAGAUCGUCCUGGUGAGCUCCUCGCUCAGCGACCGGGACCAGAGUCUGUUCCUCAGCACAGACGAGGGGGCCACCUUCCAGAAGCAGCUCAUCCCCUUCUCAGUGGAAACGCUGAUUUUCCACCCCAAGGAGGAGGACAAGGUCCUGGCCUACACCAAGGAGAGCAAGCUCUACGUAUCAUCGGACAUGGGGAAGAAGUGGACACUUCUGCAGGAGCGAGUGACCAAAGACCACAUGUUCUGGGCUGUGUCUGGGGUGGACGCCGACCCUGACUUGGUCCACAUGGAAGCCCAGGACCUUGGAGGAGGGUUUCGCUAUGUCACCUGCCAGAUCCACAAUUGUUCCGAGAAGACGCUGACGGCUCCGUUCCCAGGCCCCAUUGACCACAGUUCUCUGACCGUGCAGGACGAUUACAUCUUCUUUAAGGCAACCUCAACAAACCGGACCAAAUACUACAUCUCUUAUCGUCGCAGUGAAUUUGUCCCGAUGAAGCUGCCGAAGUACGCACUGCCAAAGGACCUGCAGAUCAUCAGCACGGACGAGAGCCAGGUGUUCGUAGCCGUGCAGGAGUGGUACCAGACGGACACCUACAACCUGUACCAGUCGGACCCUCGCGGCGUGCACUACGCGCUGGUGCUGGAGGACGUGCGCAGCUCCCGGCAGGCGGAGGAGAGUGUGGUCAUCGACAUCCUCGAGGUCCGAGGGGUGAAAGGAGUCUUCCUGGCGAACCAAAAAACCAACGGGAAGGUGGUGACACUUAUAACCUACAACAAGGGCCGCGACUGGGCUCACCUGAGGCCGCCAAGCACGGACAUGAAUGGAAAACCCACCAACUGUGAGCCGCCGGACUGCCACCUCCACCUGCACCUGCGAUGGGCAGACAACCCCUACGUGUCAGGCACCGUGCACACCAAAGACACUGCCCCGGGCCUCAUCAUGGGCGCAGGUAACCUGGGCUCACAGCUGGUGGAAUAUAAGGAAGAAAUGUACAUCACGUCAGACUGCGGCCAUACCUGGCGGCAGGUGUUCGAGGAAGAGCACCACGUCCUCUACCUGGACCACGGCGGCGUGAUCGCAGCCAUCAAGGAUACCUCCAUCCCCUUGAAGAUCCUCAAGUUCAGCGUGGACGAGGGCCUCACCUGGAGCACGCACAACUUCACCAGCACCUCCGUGUUUGUGGACGGGCUGCUGAGUGAGCCGGGGGACGAGACGCUGGUCAUGACGGUCUUCGGCCACAUCAGCUUCCGGUCCGACUGGGAGCUGGUCAAGGUGGACUUCCGGCCCUCAUUCUCCAGGCCGUGCGCGGAGGACGACUAUGGCUCCUGGGACCUCACCGACCUGGAGGGCGACCGCUGCAUCAUGGGCCAGCAGAGAAGCUUCCGGAAGAGAAAGUCCACAUCCUGGUGCAUCAAGGGGCGGAGCUUCACGUCGGCGCUCGAGUCCCGGGUGUGCAGGUGCCGGGAGUCGGACUUCCUCUGUGACUACGGAUUUGAGCGCUCCCCCUCCUCGGAGUCUGAUGCCACCAAGUGCUUUGCCAGCUUCUGGUUUAACCCCCUGUCCCCGCCAGACGACUGUGUCCUGGGCCAGACCUACAGCAGCAGCCUCGGGUACCGGAAGGUGGUGUCCAACGUGUGUGAGGGCGGUGUGGACCCUCGGCAGAGCCCCGCGCAGCUGCAGUGCCCGCUCACGCCGCCCCGGGGCCUGCAGGUCAGCAUCCGCGGCGAGGCGGUGGCCGUGCGGCCCAGAGAGGACGUCCUGUUCGUGGUGCGGCAGGAGCAGGGUGAUGUCCUGACCACCAAGUACCAAGUGGACCUGGGGGACGGCUUCAAGGCCGUGUACAUGAACCUCACACUGACCGAGGAGCCCAUCCGGCACCGCUACGGGAGCCCUGGUGUCUACCGCGUGUCCGUCAGGGCGGAGAACGUGGCUGGGCAUGACGAGGCCGUUCUCUUUGUCCAGGUCAACUCCCCCCUCCAGGCCCUCCACCUCGAAGUGGUUCCCGUGGUCGGCAUCAAUCAGGAGGUGAACCUCACAGCUGUGCUGCUGCCUCUGAACCCCAACCUCACCGUCUUCUACUGGUGGAUCGGCCACAGCCUGCAGCCCUUGCUCUCCUUGGAGAACUCCGUGACCACGCAGUUUGCAGAGACGGGGGACGUGCGCGUGACGGUGCAGGCGGCCUGUGGAAGCUCAGUGCUGCAGGACUCCAAGGUGGUCCGCGUGCUGGACCAGUUCCAGGUGGUGCCUCUGCAGUUUUCCAAGGACCUGGACGCGCACAAUCCCAACACCCCUGAGUGGAGAGAGGACGUCGGCCUGGUGGUGACCCGCCUGCUCUCCAAGGAGACCAGUGUCCCUGAGGAGCUGCUGGUGACCGUUGUAAAGCCGGGACUGCCCACCUUGGCUGACCUGCAUGUGCUCCUGCCCCCUCCCCGGCCCACAAGGAAGAGGAGCCUCCCCAGUGACAAGAGACUCACUGCCAUCCAGCAGGUGCUGAAGGCACAGAAGAUCAGCUUCCUUCUGCGGGGCGGGGUCCGGGUCCUGGUGACCAUGAGGGACACGGACACAGACUCGCAAAGGCUGGGAGGCACUGGCGGCUACUGGGCAGUGGCGGUCCUCUUGGUCAUCGGACUCUUCGCAGUGGGCGCGUUCAUCCUCUACAAGUUCAAAAGGAAACGCCCCGGGAGGACCGUGUAUGCCCAGAUGCACAAUGAGAAGGAGCAGGAAAUGACGAGCCCCGUGAGCCACGGCCAGGGCGUCCAGAGCGUCAUCCAGGGGAAUCACUCCGGCGUGGUCCUGAGUAUCAACUCCCGAGAGAUGCACAGCUACCUGGUGAGCUGAUGUCCCCGUAUGCCCGCGCCCGGGACACUCUCCUCUGCGCAGUCUCAACCCCGGAGGGCACCGGUGCUGGGACCCGCAUCCCCUCAGAAACCUGCGGAAGCGCCACUUCCUCCAGCUGUCCCCACGCACGGUGACAGACGUCCCCUGUCUUCAGCUCACGCCCGCCCAGCCCACGAGACGCACGGGGGCACACUGCGCCGCCCCCCCCCCGCCCCUGAUCCCCUGGACACCAGGCCCACGGCGCCCCCACCCCGACUCUGGGCACUUCUCUGCCCCUGGCCCCCUGCGUGGCUGCCCCUGUUGCUGACACCCCGUCGCCCCAGCACGAGGCCCGGCCGCCCCGGAGACAGGGAGGCCAGCCUGCCCUGGCUGCCCGUCACUCUGCACCGUGGGCCCUGUCCCCGCACAGGGCGCCCGCAGAGGGCGCCGGAGUCCUGCUUUCUUGCUCAUCACCCCCAGGAGGGCGGCUCCUACCCGCAUGGCCUCCUUCCUCUGUUGCCCUCCAGAAUCCAGAAAGCCUCCGCCCCAGGCCCUCCCAACACCGCCCUCUGCGCCUUCCUCUGUCCCCCUCCUUUUAAACUGCAGAUGUUGUAAACACCUCUCUAGGCAGCUGUUAGCGUUUUGGGGGGUUGCCCCCUUCCCAGUCUCAUGGCCGGGCAGCGGCCAUCCGCAGAGCCCCCGUUCUCGGGAACCGUUUCUCAAGGGCCCAGCUCCCCUGCCUCUCCUGGCUCCGCUCCAUCCCUGGGGCCCAGAGGGCCCAGCGCUCUCCCAGCUUGCCCCCCACCCGCCCCGGCCCCCUAUGGCCCUCACACUCUCCAGGCUCCCCACCCGCCGCCAGGGUCUCCUCCUCCGCCGGGUGUGGCGGGCCCCCCCCCAGAGAUGCGCCAAGGGUCCUGUGCUUCCCAACAGUUUGAGGACCCCGGGUAGGAGCCCCCAGACUAGCCAAGGUUUUGGAUGGCAGGCGGGAAGGGCCAUCCAGGAGUGCGCCCCUCAUUCUGAAGAUGGAGAAGUUGAGGCCCAGAGAGGGCGUGAUUUUCCCCAAGUCACACAGCAAGACCAUAGCAGAGGUGCCCCAGGGACCAGCCCUCUGCCCCCCCUCACCCCCCCCCCCCAGCCCCGUGCAGCGAUUCCGCUCACUCACAGAUGCCUAGAAUCAGGGACGCUAGCCUCAGUCUACACAUGUGAAUAUAUGGGGAGAGAUGUUCACCUUUUGCCUUGAAACCGGAAGUCAGUAUUCUCCUCCCUCCCUCCCUCCGGCCCUCUGCCUCCCCCUGUCCCUCUCCCCUCCUCACCCUCCCUCUACCCCUCCUCCUCUCCCCUCCCAGGCAGGGCUCUCGGUGGCCCAGGGCCUUUCCCUAGGACAUGGGGACACCAGAGCCCCGGCGAGGCGCUCCCUGGCUGCUGGUGAGUCCAGAAUGCAGCCUCACGGGGCAUUAUCCCACGUCCCCUACAAGAGGACCAUGGCCUGCAGGAGGGGGGGCCCAGGGACGCACCCUCACACCCACGACAGCCCCCCACAUGCAGGAGUCCUUCAGUCUUUGUGUGUUACAAGCAGGGACUCUGAGACCGGGGGAGGAAGGGGUCACAGUGCAUCACAUGCCAGGUGGAGGAGGCCACCUGCUCACCAGCUGGGGCUCCUGGGCCCCACUCCAGAGGUCACCCUGUAAGUUGUUCUCAAGACCCUCCUCGGGGAAGGGCUGGGGCCCGAGGACCCAGGGACGUGUUUGCUGGUGUGGUCGGUGUGGGAAGAGGCCGGGGUUCUCCGGACCUUUGCCACCACCUCCCCCAGCCCGUUAGCAGUCUCCAAAGACCAGUUAGGGAGCCCUGUGUCCUGCCGUCUGCCCCCACCCAGCCUGCCCCACGAGCAUCAGACACACAGGGUCAGACACCUGUCAGCACCAUCCAGGUCCAAGGUCAAGGUCAGCAUGGAGUCCCCCUGGACACAGUCCCCCACCCUCCCCCCAGCUCACCAGUGCCUACGGGUGACAACCCUCUGACCUUCUUUGACCACUCGACUUCAUUCUCUCUGCUGUUUGGGUAGGGUUAUUGUUGUUUUCUUUUUCUCCCUUAGUUAUUUGUGUUUUUCUUGUAUUUUAUUAUUUCUAUUAAGACUAUUUUGAGUGUGUGGACCCAAGAGCCCGGGAAUCAGGUGGCAUCUGACAUAACCUUAUAUGUGUCCAUCCCCAUAACCAUAUAGAUCAACAUGUAGGUCUAUGGAUGAUCUGGGUAUACAUUUGCGGUUCUGCACAUUUGCUGGACAGGUGUAUACAGGCGCCUGGGAAUACGGUGUGGUCUGCCGUGGGCAGCUAAUGCUUCAUUCCACUGGGCUGCACCUAUACUUGGUAUAUGCACAUAACAAAGAUGCGAAAAAUUCUUUCUUAUUUUUCCUUUUUAAAAAUCAAUAAAUCAUUUGUGAUGCUUUUAACAAAGAUUAAAUGAAUAUA
Molecule: messenger RNA, 5918 nt
Organism: Zalophus californianus (California sea lion)
Lineage: Eukaryota; Metazoa; Chordata; Mammalia; Carnivora; Otariidae
Gene: SORCS2
Product: sortilin related VPS10 domain containing receptor 2
Exons: 27
Coding region: 1-3474 (1157 amino acids)
Cellular component (GO): membrane
Molecular function (GO): protein binding
Source: RefSeq, a predicted model, not a curated record